AUGAUCUCCAUGUCCAAGCUGACUGCGGUGCUGUUUGCCCUCCUCUUCGUGCAGGCCACUUUCGUGGCUUCUGCCCCGCUCGAUGGCGCUGGCGCUAAUGAAGCCCGGUUCGCACUCGCCUCCCGGGCAUCGGACGACACCGUCUGGGUGAGCAUGCUUGAUUCCUCCGCCACGAGUCGGCCCAAUCGCGCGCUCUACCCUGGUACUGAGGUACCUUCGGACGUCAUGACGCACCUCAUGUCUGAGCGACACGGCGUCGAGAACCACGUGCCCAUGGGCGUCCUACAGAACCACUGGAACAAUGUCAUUGGCAAGUUCCACGAGAUGAUCCUCGACCCCAACACCCCGGUUUCGAGUAUGAAGCACGAUGGCGAAACCUACUUCCUCACUCGCUUCCGCCCCAUGCGCGGAUCUCCGUACCCCGAGUGGUCGCAGAUGGUGGUGCCCACCGCUUACGUUGAGCGCGAGGCCUUGUACCCGAUCUUUAUUGGAAAAAUUGGCUCGCGCACUGCCCAUGGUCAGAACAUCCAGCUGCUCGCCAUUCGAUCGCCUGCAACCGUGGCAGAGCGGGCCAGCUUCGUCAUCAGUCUCAAGAGCUCGCGCAACCUGGUCCACCUCACUCACCUUCUUUAG
Molecule: messenger RNA, 633 nt
Organism: Moesziomyces aphidis
Lineage: Eukaryota; Fungi; Basidiomycota; Ustilaginomycetes; Ustilaginales; Ustilaginaceae
Source: the annotation of a GenBank genome assembly